ACAAUGAAGGUAGAUUUACAAGUACUUUAACAAUGAAGGUAGAUUUACAAGUAUUCCUUAGAUUUCAACAAUGAAGGUAGAUUUACAAGUGCUUGCGGCCUCAUCUAUCAAGAGGAAGAAGCCAUGGCCAAGAUUUGCCUGGCUAGGGCAGAGUACAGAGAGUCUGUUUAUGGUUGAUACUCACCGUUUGAGUGUGCUUUAUCUUCCAUCUGGGAAAACCAAGCGUACCAUUCCUAAAGUCAGCCCUUUAUUGAAAACAGCAGCCACUCUAAGCACAUCAAACAAUGGAGCCUAUGUUUGUGGCUUACUUCAAUCUGGAGACCUGUUCCUCUGGCACAAGGACACAGAUCACCUUAAAUCCAUCACAGGAACUCCUGCAUUGUGUAAAGAUAUUGCAGGAGGAGCAAAGCCAGGGCUGUGGGUAUCAGACGAUGCAGAUAGGGUCCUAGUUAUGAAUCCUCUGAGGGAGAUCUUUAUGUGGGAGAGCAGGAUCAAAAGUGCAACAGGGACAUGGACCAAAGUAGAAGUGGCACAUGGUCACAGUAUUCCAGCUUCAGAAUGCAAAGAGACUGCAGUCAGUGUGGUUUUCUACAAUAACCAGGCUCUAGGGAAAUGUUGCGAGUGUUCGAUGGUGUUCUAUAGAGAUGGACAGCUACACAUCACCACCGUGUUGUUACAGUGGUAUUUAGAAGGACCCAUCCACUCAGAUAGGGCCCCAGGUUAUAAUGCAGAGUGGUCUGAAAUGUGUGUCAACUUAGCUAGGUACAGGUGUAUCCCUGUACGAUCUAGAGGCGCUCUACUGGCCAAGUACACCCACUCAGGGGGCUCUCUAGGGGUUAUUGUGAACCAACGUAACCCCCUACAUACCAUCAGCCUUACUGUAAGUCCCUUGACACAUUCUGUGCUAGUGAACAGCAUGAAGGGAUGUGGUACCAGAGCAGAUAAUCAACAGCAGGGGAGGAAAUUCUGGAUCACUGAUAUAGCCUGGACUCACAAUGAUACAUUUCUGGUGUGUAUCACAAAGCAUGGUUUUGUCUGCACUGCCUGUAGGGGAGGAGAACCAGUGUCAAUUCAGAGCCAGGGGUGCUCAGUCGAGAUGGGCCCUGCUCUUUACCUUCCCCUGCAUCCCCUCAUAACUGUACAGACAAAGAAAACCACUUCAGUUCCCCAGGCUGAGGUAGACCAGUCAAUAACAUCAACCCAAUCAGAUGCCGACCAAAUGCGUCAACGGUUUUCUAUCUCAACACAUCCUAGAUUACCCAUAAUCCUGUGCUCCGAUGGAUACCUUGUAACUGUGCUCCAAAUAGACGCUAAUACAUCAUGCGCUAUGGUUGUUAAGGGUUUCAUAUUUGAAGCUAACUUGCACAUAAAGACGAUAAAGGAUACAUUAGGAUUAAACACUACACUUGCUGACUCCAUGCAUACAAGAGACGCCAGCUUCUUGAAUAUGUCAAUAGGCUCACAAAUUCGGCAAAAACAGAAAAAUAAAUUAAGCUCAGGGAUGAAUCUUGCUCAACAAAAGGGUAAAACCAAAAGUAAUUUUGAGUUUGAGAAAUUGAGCGAUACUCUUGAUAACACUGGUACAAGUGAUUUAAGUGGGACUUAUUAUGGGGAUAGAACUACCCCUGGUUUAUUCUUUGGUGCUUCUCAGGCUGAAUCUGGUAGAAUUGACUUUGGAGACAUUGAAGCUAUAAGUGUUGAUAGCUCUAUUGAAGACUAUGCCAAUCUUGGCCAGAUGUCCGUCCAUAUAUCAAAAGCAAGGGAUCUAUUAAAAACAGCCUGGAACCUUGUGGUGACUAAUACUGAACCCUGGGGUCCUGAACUUGAACUACACACAAAACAUAUAAAGAGUGGACUGAGCGAGGUGAUUAGAUUUAUGCUCAAUGUAAAUGAUGGUGCUAGUGACAAUGAAGAACCCAUCAAAAUCAAGAUCACCAAAGUACUCUCAUUUGUGUGUGAUCUCCUACAAAUGCUACACUUUGAUACAAUUCGGCAGGGAAUGAUGACUCAUGGGCUAACUUUAAUACUCAGGAGCAUGCACACUAUACUAAGCUACCAGGAAACUUCUGUUAAUUUCACACGGGUGGCCUUAUUACACAGCACCUGGCAGUUUAUGCAGUGGGUCAGUAAAAAGAUGAACCAGAUUUAUGCUUGGCUCCCCAAGCCUAUCCAAAUGAACGCUAUCCCCAGACAUGUUCAGCUUGGAUAUACUGAUUGGAGAGAACCUGCUAUACUCCUUGCCCUGGCUAACACCUCUGGGGCACUCUCCAAGCAGAUCCCAACAGCAGGUACCUCACAAGAGAGCACUUUAUCAGUCUCCAUGCAGCAGAAUGAGAGUAUGGCUGUAGCUUCUCUAAUUGAAAGAAGACUGUCCAUAGCCUGGAAGCUGUUGUAUAUAGAGUCUACAGAACAUUGGUGUAACAUAACUCGCUCUCGCUCUAAUAAACAAGAGGUGGCAAAAAUGUCUGCUCUUACACUGGCCUUACAACACAAGAUACAGGCACUAGGGUGCCAAGUGCCAUUUAAGUCAUCUACACAAAUAAAUAAAGGUUGCCAGCUGUACUUAGAUGGGAUGUAUGAUGCAGCUGUGGAUGAAUGGAUGCUACAGCUGUCUCAGUUAACAGAUGACGAGAGUACUAGUGUCUUACCAGCUCGUCUCCUACUAGCUAUUGCCUACACACACUUACACCAGCAUUGCUUGUAUGCUGUCCUAGACCUUCUUCUUAGUGCAAUGUCACAACAUGACCCUCGUAAUAUACCUGCCCAGCUAGAGAACCAGCACCUUACCACCAUCAAUGUACAGGUGUGGAAGAUUGGUGACCCACUACCCCCUGUUGUAACAUGCCCUAACUCAAGAAUCCUUAUACAGAAUGUUGGGCGGUUUAUGGCAUCUUAUUUCACAAGUUCAACUCUUUAUGUCUACCCAGCACACCAGCCUAGAGUCUUGUCUCCACUUAUGAGCACCUCACAUGAAGGUCGACUAUUAUUAGUAGACAGGGCCAGUAUAACCCAAGCUAUUAGUGAAGAGGGUGUGUCAGCUCUAUGGACUGUAGAUGGCUGUCUCCACUACCUGCUACUGGGGGGUUUAGUCUCUGAGGCGGUUUGGUUUGCUCACUCUAUAGGUGACUGGAAGUCGGCUCUCAUACUUUCUGUCAUGUGCAAGAAGGUAUCCGCUAUAAGAAAUUGGACAGAGUGCGUACCUUUGCCGCAAGAACUUCAAGCUGAAGAGUUGAUGAAGAGUAAACUGCUAAGUCUAGUUCAGUCCUGCACACAGAUCAACCGCCAGUCCAACUCUAGCCCACCUUCCAUACCAACACCAGAGGGUAAACUACAGAGAUCACAAUCUCUAAGCACAAUUCAAAGCUCUACAGCAUCUCCACGUUACAAUGCAGACUCCACUCUUGAGCAGAUCUCCAGAACAUUGGGGGAUACCCUGCAAUGUGGUGUUAUAUGCGGGGUGUCCCUCACCCCCUGGUUGCUGGGCAAGCUAAUAGAUAAACUGAAGGCUGUGGUGUCUAACAUGAGUACGCUUGUACCUGAAGGAUUCUACCUUCCUGCACCACCCCUCUAUUGUCCACAACCUACAGUCACUGAACUGGGAGUACCAUGUAUUGGGGUUGAGGACGAGCAGAGAUAUAGGGAGGAGAUAUCUAGCAUUGUACAGCUUAUCCUGAUGGUCCUACAAGUCUCCAACCUUGACCUUCCAACUGCCAGGUGCUACACACACAAACUUAACAUUCUGCGUAAAAUGAUGGGCAACCCAACUAAAGAAGAAGCUAGGAGUCUGAGAAACUUGCAAGAAAACUUCCUCCAGCCCCAAGACAUACUGACACCCCAUGAGGACCAGACAGAUAUAUGUGAGAGUCUCCAUGCAUUCAGAGAACUUUGUUGUAAUCUAUGGCAUCUGAAAGUCCGAGAUUCGCUGACUCAACACUUGAGAAUUAAAAAACGCAUGGCGGAAAAUGCUGGAUAUCCUGCCCAGGUUAGCAGAAUGUCUUCCACUGCAUGGUUGGAACAUGCGCAUAGGAGCCUUAACUGGGCCACAGCUAUGCUUCCCUUCACUCGCUUCAUGAGCAAUGAAAAUGAGGCUUAUGACAUUGUUCUCUCCCUAUUGGAAGAACUUCCAGCCAAUCAAGAUACUGCAAAUCUCCUCGCUGAACAUUUCUAUGACAUUGACAGUCUAGAUCCCAUAAUCCAAGACAAAGUGAAUAGGUUAUUGAAAGAAUGGCGGAGAGUUAAAAUUCAGAAAGUCUCAGGAAAAGGAAAAUCAAAGUCUAAAAAUACCAAAAACCUCAUACUGUCAGUAUAUUUCCAUCACCAAACUAAACGAAUGGUGAAAGAAAAGGAAGAUAGAAUAGCUCUGCUUGGAGAGUAUGAGGAGUUUAUAUACACAGGGGAACCUAGUGUCCAUCCUCCAUGCAUUGGCUCAAGAUCUUAUGAAGCUGAUUUUGAGUUCUGGAAAUUCCUUGAUACAUUUCUGGAUAUUGCUCUUGCGAGGUCCAUACAGAAUGAGGCAGAUCCUGACCAUAAACAAUCACAGCCAUAUCUCAAACCUUUCUUCAAAGGUAUCACAAACUCUCAGCUAGAGUCGGUAGCUAAGAAAACAUCUAUUAAAAUGCACCUGAAGAAUAAACUUGGAUCUACCAUGGAAUAUCUGCAAGAUGAACUCAAAUUCACAAGUUCCUCCCCAGGAGAAAAAAGUCCUAAGGAAAGUGCAAUGAAACCUCCAUCCUCACCCCAGAAGUUCUUGCCAAAAAGUACUAAUCAUAAACCAAGAGGAUUAUUCAGGAGUAAAAGCUUGAGUGAACUACAACCAAUCAGGAGAGGAGAUCAUAGGGUUGCUAAGGUAACCCCAAUACUGAGGCAUAGAUCAUCCAGUCAAUCUAAUCUAAAAAGUUCACCAUUGAGGAAUAAACCCUUGAGAAAGGCAGAUCAAGGGGGAUCAAGUAGUGACCUGAGGAAAUUUGUAACAUUCAAUCAAACAAAACUUCAGAAGCUUGCCUCAGCAAGUAUGAAAAGUCUUGGAAGUACAUCAUCCCAAACCAUCAAGUCUUGGGCUGAAGCAACUAAGAAAUCAAAACCAGCAAUACUAGAGCCAUUACAGAAACCAAUGGACUUGGUCAAAGUUGAUAAUAUUGAGAAAAAAUUUGAAAAACUUGGAAAGUUUCUUAACUGGCUAGUUCACUGGUCUGGGAAACACCAUGUGUUUCAGUUGGGUCCUGACACUAAUGAAAAUGAACACAAACAUACUAAGAAGUCCAGCAUUAGAGUGAAUGUAACAACAUCUCUAUUGUUACACAGUGUCUGGAUUGUGAACCAAAUAACAACACUAAGUGACAAUGAAAAAGUCCAAAAUCUUGCAUCUGAACCUGCUAUGGAAACUCUUAAUGAUUCUGUUAGGCUUCCCCCAGAGGUUGAUAAUUCUGUUGAGGCUAAUGAAAGUUCUAAAGAUGUUACAAACAAAAGCGAAAAUGAACCUCAAACUUACAAACCAGCCACGCCAUUGCAUCAGAAAAUAUUGAAAAGAAUGAGGCAGAAAUCUACAAAAACCAAACCAAAAGAAAAAGAAAAUAUGAAUAAUCGUGAUACAAAGCCAAAACAGAAAAAGGUGAAAGGUAAACAAAUAGAUCAUAAGGACCUGAAUUCAUUUAAAGCAGACAAAAGUAGAACCCCUGAUGAGAAUAUUGGAACACCUGCAUCAGCCAAACCUUUAACAGAGUCAGUGAAGAUCCCCAAUCAGCAAAUCAAAGAGGUGCAAAAUGUGAGCUUUAAUGUUAGUGACUCUUCUAACUCAACGCUUGGUGUAAGCUCUAUAGAAUUGUCUACUGGUUCUCUUAGGUCUUUUCUGCACAAACUUUCUAAACCUGGCCUAAGGCAAGCAGGGCAGGAACCGUUAGACUCUACAGCACUCCCAGAUUUUGAACCUACAGAUGCUGGUCAUCCCAAGUCAGGUUCAGGUAUUGUAGAAGAUACAAUGGCCCAUUCUCCAUUGCUUCUGCCUACUGCUGAUAAACCUAGCCAGAGUCUAGAGGCAGUGAACACAAAUGACUCAGGGAGUAACAUGGGAGAACAGACAGGUGACUUUGGGGUACACUCUGACAACUUUGAGGUGCAGUCUGGCAAUCUCGGGGUGCAGCCUAGCAAUCUUGGAGUGCAGCCUGGUGAUCUAGGGGUACAGUUGCAAAACAUUGUCAGGGGAGAAAUGAGAAAAAUUAUGGAGCUUCAACACCAGGGUCUCCUAGCUAUGAUAGGUGCUAUGGAUGGCGCACCCCUUCAACAGCCAACAUCUGAUACACAAAUACCUCAAGCCUCUAAAGUAUCAAAAGUAUCAAACAACCAACAACCGAACAUAUCCAAGAAGAAUUCUAGUCAUAAACACCAGAGAAGCAAACCUAGGAAAAAGAAAGUCGAGCCAUCCGUUGAAGAGUCAACGGUGGAGGCUACAGGGACAUAUAGUGACACUAGUAUUGAUAUUAGCAGUAAAACAUUAGACCUAGAUGAUCUCAGAGCUCCAACUCUCAAGUCUAAAGUAUCAACACUACGUGAUACUGAUACCCCUUUUAAUAAGGACAAGCCAAAAUAUUCUAGUGUUGUAAGUGCUUUGAGGGAGUUGGACAACCUUAAAGAUAUUAACUCGAGACCUCAUUCAACUCCUAAAAAGUCAAGCAUAGACCCUAUUGAUAAGGAAAACAUCCAGGCAUACCCAAUCAUGGGCCAACCCGAACCAGGUAGUCAAAAUCAACAAGGUUUCAUGAAGUUCUCUGCACAAAAUCCACCGAAGUUGCUCAAAAUGCCUACCCAAAAGAACACAGAUUCUCAAGUUAUGUUAAAACUUCCGAAGUUGCCCACGAGAGCAGAGCUACUUGGUUUAACUGAUGAAAAUAAACAGAAAGAGGCCACCCACAUGCCUUUACUACAAAUAGACAAUGCAUAUCCCCAAAUACCAGAGGCUCCAAAGCAUUACAAUUUGGGCAGUUUUCACAUCCCCACUAGCAAGGCAAAUCAUGCUAGGACAUAUGAAGGUGGGAUCACAGAUAGGCCUGAUAUCUUUAUGUUCCACCCAAAAUCCUCUGGUCAGGGACCCAAUAGUGGAUCUAGGCAGCAAAUACCCAAAUAUAGACCACCAAGUACAUAUGAACCUAGCCAAUAUGGACCUCGUCAACCUGACCCCAAAUAUGGGCACAACCAACCUACUAAACCCUUUCCCUUGUUACGUCUUCCAAAAGCAAUUGACUUUUUAACUCAAGGAAAUGCAGGUGCUCCUUCCAUGAUACACCCACAUUCAGACAUUUCACACGAGCAGCAGGAGAAACCCACUGAUAGAUACCCAUCAGGAGACACAACAAUUACCAAUGAGAUGGUAACUAAGGAAGAGCCAGAGGACCUUCCCAGUAAAGAAUCAGAAUCUAUGCCAGAUCUUAAUGCAACUCGAAACAGCAGAAAGAGGAAGGAAAGAAGGGAUAGGCUGGGUGAGUCUCAGUCAGAGCCAAACUUGGCUUCUAAGAGAGAUACGCCUGACAAAUUGAAAAUGGAGUCGAGAGGAACAACAACUUUUUUGGAAUCAAAUAAACCAACAUUCCAGGACUCCACACAACAAACAGACCCCAAAGUUAUAAUAGAAGAUGACCCUAAUAUGGCUCACCUUGAGGUAGAUGAUGUAAAGACUAGUGAUGGCUAUGCUAUCACACCUGGUACAUUUGAUGAGUACUUUGAACACCAAGAUGAACUGGGAGAGGUUUAUGACAAUAAUGCUAAGAUACAACUAGCAGCAGCCACUGGAAUAAGACCUAAAACUAGAAAGACUGUAUCAUUUGCGGUAGGCGUACAGACAAGCGAACCCCCAACAGAUCAAGAGUACAAGUUCAGCACUAAAGCGACCCCUAUUGAAGAGUGUGUGAAUGAUUAUAUGAAAGCUAGGGCAGCACAAGGCAACCUUCUAGCUCCAAAUAUAUUCUUUGGCCUGAGAUUUGGUGACCAUGACAACGCACCUCAGAGUGAUGUCAUACCAGGAACAAAUGGCAAGUCUGAAGGAAGAUCAUACAUAAGUGUGGUGGAUAUUGACUCAACUGCAGUUGAUGAUCUUGUAUCUAGUAUACCCCCAUCUAAAUCUGAGCCCAACGGCACAGGUCUACCACACAGAACUGUAUCACCAAAUCAACUUCAACAGCCCAUACGUCAACAGAGUAGACUACCACCUAAGCCAGAAGGACUUGAGGAAGGACAAGAUGGCAAUCCACAGAAAGAACCAGAGAAAAAACGAGGAUCCGAUCCAUUGACAGUGAACUUAUUUACAGAUAACCAAGCUGGGGAGGAUCAGUUUGUCCUACCCUCUGUUGAGACAUAUGGGCAGAGUAGACGUCAGAGAUCCAAGGCUGCCAUGCAAGCUCAACUGGAACAGAUGGGAGACCAACUGCAAGCAAUUGAUCAGAUGUCGCAUACAAUGGAAGGGGAGCUUCAGAAUUCAAGAGCUUUACUUCAUACAAUUGAGGCUGGGGCAACAAUAGAAGCCCAAGAACCAGAUAUAUACAAAGAUAUGGGAAACUUGAGACCUUCACAAGUGAAGCAAUACAAUACAGGAACUAGGAAGCAUGAUCAGGAGAGGGAAGAUUAUGAAAUACCCAAUUUAGAAGAUAAUCUUGCUCCAAAAGAGAGGGUACAGCAAAUAAAAGACAAACUAAACCCCAGGCCAACUAAAGUCGAUUUCAACCAAGACUAUAACAACAGGGAUGAAUCUGAGAUUGAAGAGAGCGAAUCUUAUGAAAAGGGUGAGAGCCCUGAAAGGUUAUCAACUGACAGUAAGCCUCAAGUAGGAAGUCCAGAAGAAGGAAGUCCUGAGAGAUCAGUGACACAGUUUGAAUUGACUGGACUAAGUGGAAUCAGUGACAUCAUAGGGGAAGUCCUGGCUGAUGAGGACAUUAAACCUGGAGACGUAGGACUCACUGAAAAAGAAAUGCUUCACCUCAAGAGCAAGGCUGGGCCUGACAAAGGUGAGUUGACUACCAGGGAGUUACAGGCAAUAUUUGGUGAUCCAAAACACAAAGGCCCCAUCAGCCCCCAGCGCACAGAGGCACAGAGAAAGAGGCUACAUGCAUGGAUGGCAGAACGAAAACAACAACAGGACACAGCAUACAGACAGCAGCUGGAUGAGAGAAGGGGCCUGGAGAGGAAUCCUUAUGUGCCAAAUGAUGAUAUUUUCAAUAAGAGUGCUUCAACAAUGAAGGAAAUCCAAGAAUUAGAAAACUCUAGGUUAAAUGAGAAGACUGAGAGAGAAAGUGAAUUUGAUAGAAAGCGUCGUAAACAAGCAGAAAGACUGAUGGGUGAGAUACUGUCUGAUACCCUAGAGUUGCCAGAUGAUAACCCAGCAAGACUGAUGCCAGAUGCGUCAAGGAAAAUUAAAAUUUCACAGAAGAAGAAGGCAUUAACAAGAGGCAGGACUCCUGAUGACUUCCAUAGAUAUGAAACUCCAAUGGAUAAGUAUACAGAAAGUCCUGAUGAAUAUAGAGACUCAAGACUCAGUCACUACAUCCAGGAUGAUUAUGCAAAAUAUCCUCUGCCAGAUCAGCAUUUUGGCCAAACUAGAACUAUACAGCAUUUGGCUCAAACUAAAUCACAACCCAGAGCUUCCACAAGUAAUCAACAACAACAGGGCCAAAGAAGAGAAGGCAUCAGAGACAGAAAAGGACCUGAGAGCACCCAAGGUAGAGAUGAGAGGAAUCAGAGGAGGUAUUUGGAGCCUCUAGAUGAAGAAAAUGAGGACAGUUCUCGUCCAGUCCCUUCACCCCGUAGAAGCAUUCAACAAAAGAAGGAUGAUGAGAGAAUGAAAAGCACUUACAAGGCAGCUCCAUUCACCAGUAAAGUGAGACUUCAGAGGCCUGAGGUGACCCGCAAACACAGGGAACAACACAGGGAAUCUGAACCUUAUGUUGACAGACUGGCCAAGCUAACAGCUACUGAGGGUAACUUUGAUGUUUCCACCCCAAUCACUCCAAGAACUAGGACUGGUCUUAGACCUAGAGUACCAGCCACUCAGGAAGCUCAAAAUCCUAUCAGACGUGGCAUGCGGACCUCCCCUCAGAAACGCCGUCCUCUCACUUACACAGAGCGCUUGAAGCAGUUGCAGCCUCCUAAGUCCAAGUCCACGAGGAUAAUGAAUGUGCUGUCUCCCAGAAAGACCCAAAUGAGGACACAGCCUGGCCCAACACAUAAGCCAAAGACAUACACUCAACAACUUCAAGAGAUCAACGCAGCUGCACCUAGGGCCUCUUUCAGGAGAGCCUAUUCUCCUGCCCCACUGACCAGUAGGGCAAGAUCAAGAGCCAGACCCUAUGCUAGCCCCUAUGCUGAAAAUAUAGACAGCGACCAAGAUACUGAACUCAGCCCUUGGUCAGUGGACAAUGAUGUAAGAAGGAUCCUUUAUAGAGACGAUAGUUACACUGGGAUAGUAAGCCAUGCACAAAGUCAACUGACUGAUCCAGAUGAGAUGUCAUAUCUACAGGGUGACUACAAUCAUGGAGACUACAAUAUACAGGGUGAUUAUACAGCUUCUGUGGAUAUAGCUGACUUGGUUCAGGUUGAUGAGCUCUCUAUGAGCAAUGGAAGUAUAAUGAGCUACAUAGACUGGGAUGCUGUAGAUGAUCUUAUUGCUGAUGUUAAAUAGCUAAAGCUUGGUAGCUAGAUGUGUGUAUAUCAUAUACAUUUAGCUACAUGUUCAUCAUAGCCCAUUUUAAAUCUAGAUUCUAGAUAUGUACCAAAUCUAGAUAAUGUUUUUUUUGUUUUUUUUUGUUUUAUUUAUACAAAGAAUACUUUUAUAACAAGUGCAC
Messenger RNA from Owenia fusiformis, 10820 nucleotides. The record is from the annotation of a GenBank genome assembly. Lineage: Eukaryota; Metazoa; Annelida; Polychaeta; Sabellida; Oweniidae.